CCCCGCCUCAUCAGCUCCGCCAUGGUCCGCGGCACCCUGUACUACGACGUCGUCUCGCCCUGGAGCGUCUUUGCCUAUGCCGUCCUCAAGCGUUACCGCAAGCACUGGAACAUGGACCUCGUCCUCAAGCCCGUCUUCCUCGGCGGCGUCAUGGCCGCGUCCGGCAACCAGCCGCCGCUCAAGAUCCCCAACAAGGGCAAGUGGAUGAACCGCGUCGACAUGCCCCUCGCGGCCGAGUUCUUCGAGGUGCCCUACACGUUCCCGGCCAAGUUCCCGAUCAACACGAUCCACUGCAUGCGCCUCCUGCGCGCCAUCGAGGAGCACACGCCCGACAAGCUCGAGAAGGCGACCGACCUCUUCUUUGCCGCCAUCUGGCAGCCGACCUCGGGCAAGACGGCCGAGGACGCCGUCGUGCCGGCCAACUUCCCGGCCAUGCUCGCCCAGGACAACCUCUUCUCGCAGAGCGAGAUCGACAAGGUCAUCGCGGCGUCCACCUCGGACGAGGUCAAGGCCCUGCUCAAGACCGACAGCCAGAAGCUCGUCGACGAGGGCGCGUUCGGAUUCCCCUGGAUCGUCCUCGAGCGCGACAGCGGCGAGAAGCGCUCCUUCUUCGGCUCGGACCGCUUCGAGGCCAUGGCGUUCUGGCUCGGAAAGGAGUACAAGGGCCCCGUUCCGGACGGGCGCAAGAAGGCGUCGGCCAAGCUCUGAGCUCGUCGACCUGUCCAAAGUAGCUGUAUCUCUGCAUCGUCACGACUUUGUCCUCCUGG
Molecule: messenger RNA, 767 nt
Organism: Rhodotorula graminis WP1
Lineage: Eukaryota; Fungi; Basidiomycota; Microbotryomycetes; Sporidiobolales; Sporidiobolaceae
Exons: 6
Coding region: 22-708 (228 amino acids)
Biological process (GO): glutathione metabolic process
Cellular component (GO): mitochondrion; peroxisome
Molecular function (GO): glutathione peroxidase activity; glutathione transferase activity
Source: RefSeq, a predicted model, not a curated record